GAGUGUUUAAAUAUCAUCAUGAAUCUAUCCACCAUGAAAAACGCCAAGGAGUUGUCUCCUUUGGCUGGGGCAAUAUCGAACAGGACAAAACCAACCGAGUUUACUCUAACAAAGGUUAUAGAGACAUCAGAAGUAUAUUUCCAGUCGAUGCUGGCAUUUGAGCUGAUUGGAGUUGCUGCAACUCUAGCGGGAUGUUGCGUUGCUGGUAUAGCUAUCUUCAAGCAGCAACCUCUAGCAGUACUCGUUGCUGCAUUUACAAUGUUCUUUUCAGGAAUGUUCAUGUUGGUUGGACACUCUAUGAUGCUGAGUAUUCAUACAUCAAAAAAUAACAAUAAUGAGUCAUCCGGGGGUGGGUGGCAUCACGGAUGGUCAUUUAUUGUCGCCUGGCUUGCAUUCGGCCUAUGCCUUGUAGCAGGAGUAAUAAACUGUAUUGUGUACAGAAACUUCCGUAAGAUGUCAGAGGAACUGACUGGGACGCCCUCUCGUGUCAAGUAUGCCAACAGACCACAUCCACCCGUCAAUCUUGGGUCAAGCAUUUGAAAGCACGCCAUAGUGGCGAGAAUGACGUCGCUGCGUGUUGCAGCCCGUAACAAAAUAAUGUUGCCUAAUUUUGUGUAAAAGAACUGUUUAAAACAGUGCAUAGUAAAAUUACAUUUUAUCGUGAGUUACUGCAGGAAGUAGUUCUUACUCGUCGGGGAAACUGUGUGGCAAAGUUUCGUAAAAAUUAGCAGUACAUUAUAGAUUCAUUUAAUUAUCUAUAUCAUUUUUAAAAAAGUACAAUCUUUGUUUCAAAACAUAAUUUCUGCAAGAGGUUUUUGUUUCUGUUGUUGGUAUAAAUAACUUACGACGUGAACAUUUUAAGCAUGGUUUAACUUCGUAUUGUCAGUGCCUUUUUUACUUGUCCUUUUCCUUGUACAUUCAUGAGAUUUAUAUACAUUGAAAAUAUUUAUUGGAGUGAUUGUCAGAUGUUUAUAAAACGUUUGAUAAUCCACAUAGAAGAAAUAUUACCUUAAUAUGCACAAUUAACAAUUAACAUUUUAACAAGACUCUCAUGAUUUCCAAAGUCACCAGAGAAUCAAAUGUUACAAGUAACGGGCACAAUCCGGAUGGUAAGAAAGUUUGGUACUUUUGGACGUGAGAUUGUAUGGUGACCGUCUUCCCUAUAGCAGUUGCACUGGCAAACUUGCAUAUUAAAGACGUUUCACUUCUAGCAAAUCAUUGUUUUUACCCCAGGAAAUUUGGGUGUCCAAAACAGUAUUUCCCAACAGGUCAAGGCAGUUUGUGUGUUAGGUUGCAAUGGAAAACUGCUGGGCCACCAUCUGCUUACAAGAAUUGCUUGCAAGUUUGCUUCAGUAUGGGUGGACUAGAAACUUGGGUUAGGGCAGCCCUACGUGAGGAGAAAACGUCUGAUAUUUUUUUCCCCCACAUUUCUUCUGAUAUACAUCAAUGUGCACAACCAUAAAAAAUGCGCUGUUUAAGUGCAUCCUCAGCACAUGCAGUAAACAUAAACCUAUCAUUACAAGCCAAUUAGUUGACGAUAAAUCUUAUGUCUUUUAUAGUCUUUUGGAGGUUUUCUUCUGUACAAAUAUUUGUUCUAAAAUAUAAUGUUAGAACGGGCUCUACAAGUGAAAGCAAACCGACUCUUUUACGACUGUGAACCUUUAACUGAAUCAUUGUGACCUCAAAAUUUAAAAAUAUUCAAACACUUCCGGGAGCUCGUUUAAAACAGGUUACACUGGGGCCAUUCCUGAACACAUGAUUUAACUUGUUCAACUGUUGUGGCGUCUAUUGCUUAAUGACGAACAAACCAAACGGAUGCUGAGUGAUGAAUUAAAAAAUUAGUUCGCCAAAUUAAAGACGGUUACAUUUCAGGGUCUUGGACGUUCAAGUCUCGCGCGUUUUCGAACAUUUUGGGACCAGUCCCACGUACUUUGGGACCACGUGCGUAUGCACGCGAGCUACUGCCAUAGCUAUUGAGCAAUGCGGCAAUGCCUCUUACAAAAUGGUGGACAAACUAUGACCUUCUAUGAACCAAUGUUACAUCUUUCCUAUUCAUUUGUCUAAUUGUUAAUAAGGGGAAAAUGUUCGAUGGAACAUUUAAAAAAUCGAUCAAAUGUAACAAUGAAAAUGUUGAAAUUAGUUUAUAUAUUAAAUCAUAGUAAAUAUCCAUCCAGACCUAUGAACUGAAAUGCAUGAUUUGUUUUAUGACCGAUAUAAAGGUAAUUAAUCUGAAAGCUCACUCUGUAUUUCGAUUUAGCCAAUCGUACCUAAUGCGCACAAAAUCAAGUCAAACAUACGCAGUUUUAUAAUUAAGAUUAUUUUGUUUUCCUGAUUAUUUUUUUAAGUUUUUGUUGUUGCUUUUAUUGAAACUAGAGGAUCGGAAUAAACCGACUCUUUCAUGAAUCGGUUGCAAGGAUUUAAGUGGACAGCGCUAGAUUGCUCAAACAACCACUGUUAAAGGCAGUGGACACUAUUGGUAAUUACUCAAAAUAAUUAUUAGCAUAACAUCUUACUUGGUGACGAG
Messenger RNA from Asterias rubens (European starfish), 2524 nucleotides. RefSeq names its product lens fiber membrane intrinsic protein-like. The transcript has 4 exons. NCBI's taxonomy places the organism in Eukaryota, Metazoa, Echinodermata, Asteroidea, Forcipulatida, Asteriidae. The record is from RefSeq and is a predicted model, not a curated record. Bases 19 to 540 code for a protein of 173 amino acids. Gene Ontology annotation, cellular component: plasma membrane.